CUCAAAGCAUGCAACCUAUAUUUUCAUUUUUGCUCUGGGAGCCCCGGCGUUAUGUCAAGACAGCCAAGGUAGACAAGCAAACUUUUUUUUGUCAUUUCGGUGCGUCUUGCACUGAGGAAGGACCUCCUGAUCUUUGGUGGGACGGACUGGAGGGAGGUUCUGGACGGGAGAAGUACAACAGUUGUAGUACAACUCGAAUACUAAAUAGCUGGACGAAGAAGCAGGCGUCUUAGUGUCAGCAGCUGGGAUCAGAGUCUGAACUAUGGGGAGGAAAUCGACCAAAGCAAAAGAGAGGAAGCAGAAGAGACUUGAGGAGCGGGCUGCAAUGGAUGCAGUUUGUGCUAAAGUAGAAGCUGCUAACAAGUUGGAAGACCCCCUGGCAGCACUUCCUGUGUUUAAGAAGUAUGACAGAAACAACUUGAAUGUCACAAUUGAAAGUAAAAAGGUUUCGAGUCUGGACCAAGCUACAAUAGACUGGGCGUUUGAGCUGACCAGAGCAAAUAUGCAGACAUUGUAUGAACAAAGUGAGUGGGGAUGGAAAGAUAGAGAAAAACGUGAGGAAAUGACAGAUGACCGAGCCUGGUACUUAGUUGCACGAGAUGAAGAUUCUACACCUGUUGCAUUUUCACACUUCCGGUUUGACAUAGAGUGUGGAGAGGAGGUGUUGUACUGCUAUGAAGUACAGUUAGAAAACAAAGUACGGAGAAGAGGUCUGGGCAAAUUUCUUAUACAGAUUCUUCAGCUCAUAGCAAACAGCACACAGAUGAAGAAGGUCAUGUUGACGGUAUUCAAACACAAUCAUGGAGCUUACCAGUUCUUUCGGGAGGCAUUACAAUUUGAAAUUGAUGAGACCUCACCGAGCAUGUCUGGUUGCUGUGGAGAAGAUUGCUCCUAUGAAAUUCUCAGUCGGAGAACAAAAUACGGAGAGAGUCAGCAUUCACAUGGCAGCAGUCAUUGUGGAGGCUGCUGCCAUUGACUAUAAUUUCUUUUUAAAUAAAGAUGCUGCAUAACUUUUUGCAUCACUACUACCAUUGCAGACACCACAGCUAUACAUUUGUUCUGUUAUUACUUUGUCAGAGCUACCGUGGAGUACAGGAAGGCAAGGCUCUGAUUCCCUUUUUUAUUGAGAGCACCAGUUGACCACAAAAGAGCACCAUGUUAGGUUAUACACUGUGUGUGUGGUAAUUAAAGGCAGUUUGUCCUAUUAAAGUGAAUUUGUGGUUCUCCUGCUGUGACAGCCCUAUCUACCUCUGCAUGUCUUGUCCCAUAAUACUGACUUUGAAUGCAGUUCUGAUCUGAAAGGUGGGCCUUUCUCUGUGGAAAACUGUUACCUUUCUAUGUAUUUUUGCAGAGCCUUAGCUUGCUUGUAUGUGUUUUCAUAUCCAAAACUGGGUAUAAAGGGAAUGGGGUAUAGUGGUUAUCUGGAUGUCUGCAUGGAGUAUUGCCUUGUACUAAUAUUGGAGACAUUCAGAAUGCCUUGCCAUAAGAGUUAUUUCAAUUUCAUGUAUUAUGCUUAAUCUGGGCACAACUGCUUUAAAUGAUUUAUUUAGAAAACCUUAUAUCAUUGCUAAUUUCCAUCCAGUUUAAAAAGGGGAAAUUAAAGGUGUACCAGACAUUUAUAGCCCAAAUACAUUAAUCUCAUUAUUCUUCUAAUCACACAGAGGUCUUACUGCUGAUCAUAUUGGAAAUGCAGAUGUUUUGUAAGUGUACCAGCAAUUAUGCCUGUGUGAAUGAAAAAUUUAUGACAAGACUUGGAACAGAAGAUUUAAGAUUUUUUUUAUGGAAUUGUGAUCAUUGAUGUUUGUAUUGCAUAUUGUACUGCUUUGCUUGUGGUUAAAGAUGUUUGCCCCUCAUUACUCUUAAGUGGUUUAUUGAUAUUGUACUCCUGCUUUUCCUUAUUCCUUUUUUGUGACAAAUACAAAAUGUUGCUGAGUGGUAGACUAUCAAAGCAUACUUUGAAGUUAAGGUUAAUUGGUGUUUCUGUGCUGCCUCUGGAUGAAAAGGUUUUGUGUAUUAUCUAACUGUUGGUCACUGGUAGAUCUUAUAUGGUGGAGUGUCCCUGUUAUGUUUUUAAGAAAAUUGAAAGUUGUUUCUCCUUUAUUGCUGCUUUGUUUUAUUUGCACUACAGACAAGGUGCUAUUUUCAGAUAUAAUAUUCUGAAUUAAAGAAAGUGUUUUUAUUACUUGUA
This is a messenger RNA of Protopterus annectens (West African lungfish), 2188 nucleotides long. RefSeq names its product N-alpha-acetyltransferase 40, NatD catalytic subunit (gene NAA40). Gene Ontology annotation, molecular function: histone H4 acetyltransferase activity; protein N-terminal-serine acetyltransferase activity; histone H2A acetyltransferase activity. Bases 263 to 976 code for a protein of 237 amino acids. Lineage: Eukaryota; Metazoa; Chordata; Ceratodontiformes; Protopteridae. The transcript has 8 exons. The record is from RefSeq and is a predicted model, not a curated record. Gene Ontology annotation, cellular component: nucleus.